Messenger RNA from Micropterus dolomieu (smallmouth bass), 2166 nucleotides. RefSeq names its product UDP-glucuronosyltransferase 1A1-like. NCBI's taxonomy places the organism in Eukaryota, Metazoa, Chordata, Actinopteri, Centrarchiformes, Centrarchidae. Bases 16 to 1689 code for a protein of 557 amino acids. The transcript has 9 exons. Gene Ontology annotation, molecular function: UDP-glycosyltransferase activity. The record is from RefSeq and is a predicted model, not a curated record.
CGAGGAAAGAGAACAAUGUGGAAAGCAGCAGUGUUUGUGUUCCUGCUGUUAAACAUGGAUUUGCAGGUGAGUGGGGCUGUAGAUAAGACAAGGCGGUCCGUGGCAGAAAACUCCAGGCCAGAGAAGAAGGUGGAGACUGAGGAGGCUGAAGCCACCAGCACCAUUCAUGCACGUGACACUGGUUCUUCAGGUUUCUUGGGCAACUUGCUGGUGGUACCCAUGGAUGGGAGUCACUGGGUGGGAAUAAAGGCUGUUGCCCAAGAAAUGGGUCGGCGUGGGCACCGGGUCACUGUGGUGAUACCAGAGGUCAGCAUACGGAUGGGUCCCGGGAAACACUACGACACUGUCACCUAUCCUGUUCCUUAUGACAGGGAGUAUAUUGAUUCAAUCAUGUCAACACACAAGGACAUAUUGCACAAAUCUUCACAGUCGUUCACGGACAAAAUAAGGAAACGAUUUUCACAAAUCCAGAGAAUUACAAGUUUUAUCCACACCACUGCAGAGCGCCUACUGUUCAAUGCCAGUAUCAUUUCACAUCUGGCACAGCAGAAAUUUGAUGCUGUCUUAACAGACCCCAUGGUGCCCACAGGCUCGUUAAUAGCUCGGAAAUUAGGUAUCCCCACUAUUAAUUUGCUGAGGGGAAUUCCUUGUUCCUUGGAUAUGAUGUCUGCAGGCUGCCCCUCCCCACCAUCAUAUGUGCCUCGUUUCUUCACUGGAUACACAGACAGAAUGAGCUUCAAGGAGAGAACUUUUAACACCUUGGUGGCUUUACUGGAGCCGCUGCUAUGUCGACUGCUGUUUUGGCACUUUGACAACAUAGCCCAUGAGUUCCUGGGAGAGGAGGUGGCCGUGGCUGAAGUGCUGUCAGACUCUGCUAUCUGGCUGCUGAGGAUUGACUUUGCGCUGGAGUUGCCACGCCCUCUCAUGCCGAAUAUAGUUCUAGUUGGUGGAAUCAACUGCAAUGUGAGAAACCCUCUGCCUGAAGAUUUGGAGUCCUGGGUGUCAGGAGCGCAUGGCUUUAUAGUGUUCACUCUGGGCACCAUGGUGUCAGACCUGCCAAAAGAGAUAACCGCCGUCUUCUUAGAAGCCUUCAGACAGAUUCCACAGAAGGUAAUAUGGAGGUACACUGGGCAGGUUUCAGAAAGUGUCCCAGAGAAUGUGAAGAUGAUGAAAUGGGUGCCUCAGAAUGACCUGCUAGCACAUCCUGGAGCUCGAGCUUUCAUCACUCACGCUGGCUCACAUGGUCUCUUCGAGGGACUGUGUCACGCUGUUCCCAUGGUGAUGGUGCCAAUUGCGGGGGACCAGCCUGACAAUGCACAUAAGUUUGCAAGCAAAGGAGCGGGAGUGGUGUUGGAUAUUGUGUCAAUCACUACGGAAAGUCUUCUUCAGGCCCUGAAUGGGGUCAUCAAUGACACCAGGUAUAAAGACAGUGUGCAGAAGCUGUCAGCUCUCCAUAAAGACAGACCAGUCGACCCACUUGACCUUUCAGUGUACUGGACAGAAUUUGUAAUGCGGCACAAAGGGGCGAAACAUCUCAGACCUGCUGUCCAUGAACUCAACUGGCUCCAGUACUACUGCCUGGAUGUAAUAGCGCUACUGGCUAUUGUAGUGCUGUUUUUUGUAAUGGUGACAGUAAAAUGCUUGAAACUAUGCUUCUGGAUACUGAGCAGAAAGAGGAAGCAGGACUAACCUGGUGUUACCUUUGAACCUUCAUCUAAGCAACAAACUGUUUGUUAAGGGAGAUUGAAAAGUCAAUACCAUUUAAAUAGUAGUGCAAAGUAAACCUGUUUAUGGUUUAAAGGGGAGACAUGGUGUAAGAAGAAUAAGGGAAUCUAUGGGGUGAUCAAAAAGACAUUUAAUAAACAGAUAAUACAGAUUAUUAUUAGACUGCAUUAUGGACUGGGCUUGAGGGACAAUGAUUAGUAUGUCGUCUUCACUACAGCGUAGGAGCUGCUGCUUUCCAAAUAGUUAAACUCUUCCUUGCAAAAUGAUUAGUUGAGUCACACUGAAGCUUUUCUUGGUGUUUACUGUGGCUCUCAACAUCUUCUUACAUAGACAGGUUGAAUACUGUAACACGACGGAAUACCAAAUAUCACAGUUUUGUUAGCUACAUGAGUUUUUUCCCCCUAUGUAAAUAUAAGUAAAAUAAAAUGUUUUAAUUACAAA